UCAAGUUAGACUUCAAAAUAGAAGUAGAAUUGCACAAUAAUAUAAAAUAUUUUGUAAUAAAUCAGUCUUCAAUAACUUUGUUCUUCAUAUACUGAAUGAAUAUUGAAGAGGUCAAAUAAAAUGCGACAAUUGCGCAGUUCUAAUUCCGUGUGUUCCAUCGUCUGAAGUUUUUGUCUGUCGACACGACGCAAGGGUACGACGAAUUGGUCCGGUCCGUGUUAUCCGUGGCCGUGGUGAACCAUGGCUACUGGUGUGUUGAGAACGAUUUUACGCAAAUCCACCGGAUUUUCGAAUGACGGGAAGAUUUUAUUGCAGAAUGGAGCUCCUAUACAUUUUGCAAACCAAAAACGAACAGCGACCAGAUGGUAUCCAGACCUGGAAUACCUCAAGACGUUACAAGGUCCUGUUCUCUAUCCCGCAGACGGUGUGAGAUGGACCGUUCCACCGAUACACUAUCCUCAAGAAGUUGAGAAGAAUGUAAAGAACAUAAAGAUCAAUUUUGGACCGCAACAUCCAGCGGCUCAUGGUGUAUUGCGUUUGGUAUUGGAAUUAGAAGGAGAAAUUGUACUGUCUGCAGACCCUCAUAUUGGUCUCUUGCAUCGAGGGACUGAGAAGCUCAUUGAAUACAAAACCUAUAUGCAAGCUCUCCCAUACUUUGAUCGUCUUGAUUACGUAUCCAUGAUGUGCAACGAGCAGUGUUUUUCAUUGGCUAUCGAGAAGCUUCUCAACAUUCAAGUACCACUUCGAGCGAAAUACAUUCGUACUCUUUUUGGUGAAAUAACUCGAAUCCUGAAUCACAUAAUGGGAAUUGGAACGCACGCACUGGACGUUGGUGCGAUGACCCCUUUUUUCUGGCUAUUUGAGGAGCGUGAAAAACUUAUGGAGUUUUACGAACGCGUUAGCGGUGCUCGGAUGCACGCGGCGUAUAUUCGUCCAGGUGGUGUGGCCCUCGACCUCCCCCUCGGAUUGAUGGAUGAUAUACACGAAUGGGCAUCGAAAUAUUCCGAGCGACUUGACGAGGUUGAGGACAUUCUUACGGAGAACCGAAUCUGGAAACAUCGUACAGUUAACAUUGGAACAAUCUCAUCCGAAGAUGCUUUAAAUUGGGGCUUCAGUGGAGUGAUGCUCCGUGGUUCAGGCAUCAAAUGGGAUAUAAGAAAAACUGCACCUUACGAUGCCUAUGAUCUCGUUGAUUUCGAUGUACCUAUCGGAAUAAACGGAGAUUGUUAUGAUCGGUAUCUAUGCCGCAUGGAAGAAAUGCGUCAAUCGCUGCGUAUCAUAAAUCAGUGCCUGGAUAAAAUGCCACCUGGAGAAAUAAAGACUGACGAUGCAAAAGUCACACCACCCAGUCGACACGAGAUGAAAACGAGCAUGGAAGCAUUGAUCCAUCACUUCAAGCUUUUCAGUCAGGGUUUCCAAGUGCCACCUGGUUCAACGUACACCGCGAUCGAAGCUCCGAAAGGUGAAUUUGGAGUAUAUCUUGUAAGCGAUGGAAGCAGCAAACCUUAUCGAUGCAAAAUCAAGGCACCUGGUUUUCCUCAUCUUUCUGCGUUGCAACAAAUGGGUCCUGGACACUUCCUUGCUGACGUAGUCGCAAUUAUCGGUACACUCGACGUCGUAUUUGGCGAGAUCGACCGAUAAAAAGAAAGCUCCUCGUGUAUCUAGUGUCGAUUGUUAAUGUAUAUUUAGCUUCGAAAAUCUUGUAUAUUAUAAUAUAGCGAUAGGAUUCAAUGUAAUACGAUAACUUUGUGGGAACAAAGGAAAUCCUACCGUAAUA
This is a messenger RNA of Venturia canescens, 1777 nucleotides long. RefSeq names its product NADH-ubiquinone oxidoreductase 49 kDa subunit-like (gene ND-49). Bases 241 to 1641 code for a protein of 466 amino acids. The record is from RefSeq and is a predicted model, not a curated record. NCBI's taxonomy places the organism in Eukaryota, Metazoa, Arthropoda, Insecta, Hymenoptera, Ichneumonidae. Gene Ontology annotation, molecular function: oxidoreductase activity, acting on NAD(P)H; quinone binding; NAD binding. The transcript is spliced from 4 exons. Gene Ontology annotation, biological process: mitochondrial electron transport, NADH to ubiquinone.